CAGUAGCCCAACUUGAUUGUUCCUACAUCGCAAAUCUAACGAUUAAAUUAACAGAAAAUCAUUCCUGCAAUUCUCUCUCUUUUCCCUUUUCAUUUAUCUUCUUUAAUUUACUCGAAACACAUACACUUUGGAUCCAAUUACCAAAUCAUCGAUUCCAAGUGGAUUUUGAAUUGGGUUAUCGAUGGAACUAUCUCCAAACCAAUCUGAUUUUGAAUACUUGUUCAAGUUAUUGCUAAUUGGGGAUUCUGGUGUGGGUAAAAGUAGUCUGCUUUUGAGUUUCACUUCUAAUACUUUUGAUGAUCUCUCUCCUACCAUAGGCGUGGAUUUUAAGGUACAGUAUGUUACUAUUGGUGGGAAAAAGUUGAAGCUUGCCAUCUGGGACACAGCUGGACAGGAGAGGUUUAGAACGCUUACUAGUUCCUACUACAGAGGAGCUCAAGGGAUCAUAAUGGUGUAUGAUGUAACAAGACGAGACACAUUUACUAAUCUAUCUGACAUAUGGGCUAAAGAAAUUGAUCUGUAUUCCACGAACCAGGAUUGCAUCAAGAUGCUUGUGGGAAACAAAGUUGAUAAGGAAAGUGAAAGGGUUGUCUCCAAGAAAGAGGGGAUUGACUUUGCCAGACAGUAUGGAUGCCUUUUUAUUGAAUGUAGUGCAAAAACUCGUGCCAAUGUGGAGCAAUGCUUUGAGGAGCUUGUUUUAAAGAUUUUAGAAACACCUAGUCUUUUAGCCGAAGGCUCAAGUGGUGUGAAAAAGAACAUCUUCAAACAGAAGCCUCCACAGGAUGUUGCAACUAGUAGUUGUUGCUAAUGGUGAUUGACUACCCUUGUUUCUAUUGACUCUUUUUUGUUGAAGCAGCCUCUGGUUUUCUUUCCUCUACACUGUAAAUUAUUUACAAAAUCAUAAUGUUCGAUGUGAUUUAUGUUAUUUUUAUUUUUGGCCA
Molecule: messenger RNA, 941 nt
Organism: Ricinus communis (castor bean)
Lineage: Eukaryota; Viridiplantae; Streptophyta; Magnoliopsida; Malpighiales; Euphorbiaceae
Product: ras-related protein RABC1
Exons: 7
Coding region: 182-808 (208 amino acids)
Molecular function (GO): GTPase activity; GTP binding
Source: RefSeq, a predicted model, not a curated record